This is a messenger RNA of Corticium candelabrum, 1257 nucleotides long. RefSeq names its product procathepsin L-like. The transcript is spliced from 4 exons. The record is from RefSeq and is a predicted model, not a curated record. Bases 112 to 1077 code for a protein of 321 amino acids. Gene Ontology annotation, cellular component: lysosome. Gene Ontology annotation, molecular function: cysteine-type endopeptidase activity; cysteine-type endopeptidase activator activity involved in apoptotic process. Gene Ontology annotation, biological process: positive regulation of apoptotic signaling pathway; immune response; positive regulation of peptidase activity. Lineage: Eukaryota; Metazoa; Porifera; Homoscleromorpha; Homosclerophorida; Plakinidae.
UAAGCUCGUGACCAUCUUCUCGUGACCAUCUUCUCGUGACCAUCUUCUCGUGACAACUUCUGUAUCGGACACUCAAACAAUCAUUUGUUGUCUCUCGGUCGUAGUUGCGAGAUGAAGGUCUUUCUUGUUGCUAUUUGUGUUGCGAUCACUACAGCUCGUCCGUCUUCGGAUUGGCUCGAGUGGAAGGCGAAACAUAACAAGCAGUACGAGACACAGGCUGACGAAAUGGAUCGUUUCGAUAUCUGGUCUACCAACAUGGCCAUCAUCGACGACCACAAUGCACGCGAUCUCGGUUUCGAGCUAGAGAUGAACGAAUUCGGAGACAUGACGGACGAGGAGUUUAGAGAGACGGUACUGACCAACAUCGGGCCACCGAGCGAGAGAUCAAACGCUAGUGCAUACGUGCGGCAAGGAAUUGAGGUAGACGAGGAGGUAGAUUGGCGCACAAAGGGAUACGUCACUGAGGUGAAAAAUCAGGGAGCUUGUGGUUCGUGCUGGGCGUUUAGUGCGACCGGAUCUCUUGAGGGUCAGCACUUCAAGAAGACAGGUAACCUCGUUUCGCUUAGCGAACAGAAUCUGGUCGAUUGCUCGACGGCGGAGGGCAAUCACGGCUGCAAGGGAGGACUGAUGGACAGAGCGUUCGAAUACAUCGAGAGAAACAACGGGAUUGAUACGGAAGAAAGCUACCCGUACACAGCAAAGGAUGGAUUUUGUCGCUUCCAAGAAUCCGACGUGGGUGCCACCCUCACUGGCUACACCGACAUUCUUCCGAGAGAAGACGAAAAUGCCCUCAAAGAAGCCGCUGCCACCGUCGGUCCCAUCUCUGUAGCAAUGGACGCCGGACACACGUCAUUCCGCUUCUACAAAAGUGGUGUCUACUAUGAGCGAGCGUGCAGCUCGGUCAAACUAAACCACGGCGUUCUAGUAGUCGGAUACGGAACACUAGAAAUGGAAGACUACUGGUUGGUAAAGAACAGUUGGGGUACCACGUGGGGUAACCGUGGAUACUUCAUGAUCGCUCGCAACAGAGAAAACAACUGUGGAAUCGCUACUCAAGCCAGUUAUCCCAAAGUCUAGUUUUGGGGUUAGGGUCAACAGUCUCAUCACUUUCUAGUAAAUAGAAUUGAAAUUGAAAAGGCAUGUUGCGAGCUUUCUGUGUCUGUGAAUUUGCGGCUACAUGUGAGCGUUGAUAAUCAUAAUGUAAUAAUUUGUUUUGGAAGUAGCUGAUUUUGCUGGAAAUAAAUCACAAAAAAUCUA